AUGACAAGAGUAAGGAUACUCAUAAAUGCUCUCAUCGCCGGGAUAAAUGCAAGCAUAAAUGGGCGAGCGUUUUCGAUUGGUGAAUCCCAUACACCAAGUACAGCAGCUCCGAGUACUGCGGCUCCAAACAUAAACUGCGUGGCUUGCAACACCCUCACUUACGGAAGUAGAAACAGAGACGAGUGUAAUACCUGCAUGGCAGGCACGAACAAGUGUUGGACUCUUAAUGAGCAGUUUAAUUUCUACUUUUGCGCCGAAGCGCCUGGUGGAGUCGACUUUGACGUGAAUCCGGUCACUGCAUCAAGCUGCGACGAGCUCAACUGGUGCAACGGAAACGGCCAGUGCGCGAUGACGGGACCCGACUCAGCGAUCUGUAUCUGCAACUCGUUAUACACUGGCGACAAUUGCGCCAACGCGAAACCGAUUUCAAAUCAGAAGAGCUGCUCGGAUCUGAAUUACUGCAACAACCACGGUCGUUGCUUCAGUAAACCAUCUGCUGACGCAUACUGUGAUUGCAAUGUCGGCUGGCAGGGUGCCUCAUGCAACAUACCCAUUCAAGCAGGAUCGGUCACUUGCCGUGAUCUGAACUACUGUGGCGUACAUGGCAAAUGUAUCCAGACUCCCCAGGACACCGAUGAUUACUGUUCCUGCGACAGUGGCUGGAAGGGCAUUAUGUGCGACCAGGCUCAAGCCUUCAACUAUUUACAGUGCGGCGAGGACCUCAUUUGCUCCACCAACGGUCGAUGCAUCGACCUCUCCAGUGCCGAUGAUUACUGUGUUUGCAACGAAGGUUGGAGCGGAAAAACAUGUACCGUUCAAGAUAGCUGUGGAAAUGUUGGCAUCUGCCAGAAUGGUGCCCCCUGCGUUUAUGACGCUCAACGCUAUGGCAAUUACUGCGCCUGUCGAGACGGUUACUUUGGCCCAACUUGCGCUUCACGUGAUCCUUGCGUCGAAACCAAGUGCUACAACGAUGGUGUGUGCAACAACAUCAACGGAGAAGCUCAAUGCAGCUGCGCGCCUGGCUGGAAAGGCCCCUAUUGCGAAGUAAUGAUUCCAUGCACCAGGAAAUGUGGACGAGGAUGGUGUACUCAUGGCGUCAAUUCGAUGUCCUGCAGAUGCCCUGAUGGCGUUUAUGGCAGCAACUGCCAAGAGGAUUGCCAAUCAAAGUGCAACUUAUCAACUCACGAGUGCAAAAUGGAGAACCAAGUUGCCAUUUGCACUGAGAAACGAAAGUCCAUUUGCAAUGCUUUAUCUCCUUGUCAAAACGGAUGUGAGUGCGCCGAUGGAGAUCACGAUGGAUACGACUACACUUGCACCAACAAACAAGGUAGAUACUUCCUCGGCAAGAGAUGCAACUUCGAUGAGCCACAACUCAACUGCGCAAGUGAUCACAUUACUGUCACGGUUACUAACGAUCUCCUCCUCCGUCACAUUUUCAAGAGCGACGCAAAGUUUGCAACUGGUACUGACAAUCAAUUGGUGUUUUCUGACGGUGGAGCACUUUCUACUCUCCGAAUCGAGCGAAAAGACUUCAGCAAGAUUUCUGCACCAGCUGUGGAGAACGGCGUACUUACCUUUGGAAGCAGUGUCAGAUCUCUUCGUACCUUUGAAGGAACUACUCCAGUUGUGACAACAAUCUUCUCCUUCCAGUGUCAGUAUGGCGUUGACCUCACUCCAGCCACGAUUACCCCUCUUGAGUGGCCGAAGAUCUCGGUAGAAGCCGAUCAAGCGACUUUUGAAGUAGAGAUGAAGUUCUUCAGCGUUGAUGCUCGUGCUGGAAUUCACCGUCGAGCCCGAUCAAGCCCAGUUCUUCUUGUGAGGGAAGAAAUCUUCGUCAAUCUUGCUCCUACUGCCAACUCAUUCGAUCAGUUCCCAGAGCUUGGCUCACAGACUGGCAUCCGCGUCAAAAAUUGCUACCUUGUUGCUGGCAAUACUCAAACUCCCAUCAUCGAAGACGGAGUGGCACUUGAGAGCUCUGGUCACGCUCACGCUUCUUUCGACACUCCUCAGCCUGCAACUGGCGUCGAGUUCUCCUUGAUUUUGCUCAACACGCACCUCCGUGACUCUACACUUCAAUGCACUGCCGCCUUGUGCACCGGAGACGCAUGCAAACACACUGCUCGAGUUGGCCGUUCUAUCCAAAACAGCUCGACAAACUUCAGCAUGGCCAUCGGCCCGUUCAUGCUCGCAGAUCUCAGCGAUGGAACUCAAUCUAAUUUAUCUACCUUGUAG
Messenger RNA from Oikopleura dioica, 2232 nucleotides. Lineage: Eukaryota; Metazoa; Chordata; Appendicularia; Copelata; Oikopleuridae. The record is from the annotation of a GenBank genome assembly.